Ananas comosus (pineapple) is the source of this 975-nucleotide messenger RNA. Its product is annotated as peptidyl-prolyl cis-trans isomerase FKBP17-1, chloroplastic. NCBI's taxonomy places the organism in Eukaryota, Viridiplantae, Streptophyta, Magnoliopsida, Poales, Bromeliaceae. The record is from RefSeq and is a predicted model, not a curated record. Bases 49 to 723 code for a protein of 224 amino acids. The transcript is spliced from 4 exons. Gene Ontology annotation, molecular function: peptidyl-prolyl cis-trans isomerase activity.
AGUCACGCUCGAGCGCCUCGGAAUAGAUCGGAGUGAGUCGACGCGGCCAUGGGCGUCGUAGCAGCUCCCGCCCCCGCGCUCGCCCCUCCUCCUCCUCCGACGCCGCUCCCCGCGCCGCGUCCCAAACCCCUAACCCUAGGAACGACCGCCGCGAGGAGAUCCCUCCUCUCGUCGUCCUCGGCCCUCCUCCUCUCCUCCGUCCUCCUCGGCCCGUCCUCCGCGGCGGCGGCGGCGGCGGCGCCAUCUCCUCCUCCUCCUCCUCCGCCCCUAGGGGGCUUCGUUGAGAUCCCGGGAUCCGGCGGAGUGAAGGCCCUCGAGCUACGCGCUGGUUCGGGGCAAACCCCUGUCGAUGGGGAUCAGGUUGCAAUACAUUAUUAUGGGAGGCUGGCUGCGAAACAAGGAUGGCGCUUUGACUCGACUUACGAGCACAAGGACGCGAUGGGCGAACCCGUUCCCUUUGUGUUUGUUGUUGGAUCGGGAAAAGUUAUAUCAGGAAUUGAGGAAGCAGUGAAGUCCAUGAGAGUAGGAGGUGUCCGUCGCGUGAUUAUUCCACCAUCGCAAGGGUAUCAGAACACAUCGCAGGAGCCGAUACCACCAAAUUUCUUUGAUCGGCAGAGGCUGUUUACCACUAUAUUCAACCCGACUCGCCUAGCGAAUGGAGAAGGUUCUACUCUUGGUACUCUCAUCUUUGACAUCGAACUUUUGAGUGUGAGAAGGCCAUGAUAAUUGCUGAAUGCUGAUGAAAGCUUGAUGAAGAAGCGGCUUCAUGUGCAUUUCCCGUCCUUUCAUUUUGAUGAAAUGUACAUGAGAUUUUACAUGAUUAGCCACUGAAAAGUGAACAGUGCAACUGUUGUGAAAAGUUAAAAAGCUGAACUGUUAGUUUUAUUCUUUUCUAUUUGUAAGGAUGUAAACAGCAAACUGUAAAUAGGAUACCAUUGAGUUUUACCCAAUCAUAUAAUUGUGUUCAGAUGAGAA